This is a messenger RNA of Maylandia zebra (zebra mbuna), 675 nucleotides long. RefSeq names its product thymosin beta 1 (gene tmsb1). NCBI's taxonomy places the organism in Eukaryota, Metazoa, Chordata, Actinopteri, Cichliformes, Cichlidae. Gene Ontology annotation, molecular function: actin monomer binding. Gene Ontology annotation, cellular component: cytoplasm. The record is from RefSeq and is a predicted model, not a curated record. Gene Ontology annotation, biological process: actin filament organization; regulation of cell migration.
GGCGUGCACAAGGGCGUGUUGUCUCUAUUUAAACCGUUGGUUUUGCACGGAUUACACACACACACAGUUACCUGUUAAAGAUUGUCUUGCAACGCGGUCCUACACCAGAACUCCUCCAAAAUGAGCGACAGCAACCCAGUCAACCAGGAAGUGGAGCAGUUCAACAAGCAAAAGCUAAAGAAGACUAACACGCAAGAAAAGAACCACCUUCCAACAAAGGAGGAAAUUGAAGCGGAGAAGAAAGCCAUGCAGCAAGGAAACUGAAGAGAGUCAUGAGUCUCCUUCAAUCGACCCCCCCCCGCUACCUGCUCGUCUUCCAAGCCCAACCAUCCCCACCUCUGCCUCAGUUUUCUGUGCCACGCUGUCUUUGCUUUGAAAUGGUGUUUGGGUUGACGCUAUGGGAAAGAUCUCUGUGACUAAAUUAAGGCAAUGGAUGCAUUUUAUUGUUUUGCAAUGCAGUGUAGAAAAGGGUUGAACAGGGCAUGAUAAACAUUAUACAGGGUGUAGACUUGAGCAAAAAAGGGAGGGGGGGGAAUCAUAAUUUCAACAUUGGAAAUUCAUCAAUCAUGUUAUAUUACUAUACCAUAUGUAUGCCUGUAAAUGGUGCCAUUCAGGAUGUUUUAUGAAAAAGGACAUAAAAGAUGAUAUUGUUUUUAAUAAAAAAAUGUUCAAAAA